Molecule: messenger RNA, 894 nt
Organism: Cylicocyclus nassatus
Lineage: Eukaryota; Metazoa; Nematoda; Chromadorea; Rhabditida; Strongylidae
Source: the annotation of a GenBank genome assembly
AGGUAACGGUACCAGAAUGCUGCUAACAGAUUGCAAAACAUAUUUCCAUACUGACAAUCUUUACGAUGUUCUACGGAUAGAUCGUAGUGCAACUGCGACUGAAAUCAAGAAGGCCUAUUAUAAGCAGUCCAUGAAAUGGCAUCCUGACAAAGCUGCUAAUGAUGAGGACUCAACGAAAAACGCAACUGUUCGUUUCCAAAUCUUGACGAAAGCUUACCAAAUUCUAUCAGAUAAGGAAAAACGUCUGCUGUAUGACGAAUCAGGUGUGAUUGAUGAGGAGAACGUCCUGAGUGAAGAGGAUAGCAUCAAUAUGUGGCGGCAGGUGUUCAAAAAAGUCACCGUGGAAGAUAUUGAAAAGUUUGUAGCUCAAUAUAAAGGAUCGGAAGAAGAGGAAGGAGAUAUCAUAGCUAGCUAUAAUUUGUGCAACGGUGAUAUGACGAAGAUUAUGGACUCAAUCAUGGGCGCAACAUAUGAGGACGAACCGAGAAUCAAGGAGCUUAUCGAUAAGAAGAUCAGCGAAGGUGUCUUGAAGGAAACAGCAAAGUACAAAUCAUCAACAUCAAAGGCAGCUGUUAACAAGCGACGUCGGAAGGCAGAAAAAGAAGCUGAAGAAGCUCUAGAGGAGCAAAAGAAAAUGAAAAUGGAUGGUGAGAAGAGUUUGCACGCUCUUAUUCUGAGUCGUCAGUCGGAGCGUGCAUCAAAUAUGGACGCUUUCCUCGAUUCCCUGGCUUCCAAAUACGGUGACAAGAAGAAGAAACGCUCCAAAAAAUAAUCAAAACAUAGAAUUGGUGAUCUCUCUUCAACUAAGUAAAAUUGGUCUUUCUGUAAUUAUUUCUAACAUCUGUAUCACAUUGUAUUAUCAGCUUGUCACGCAACAAUGAAGUGUUCGGGUAC